UGUAUGUUCUGCCAAUCGCUUGAGGACAUAGUGGGAAAAGGAACAAGCAGAGUUAGAGGCAGGACAAAAUAAGUUAUAUAGACCGCUUAUAUACAUAUAUUUUAAUGUUUUAGAAAAUCGCGGUGGUGGGGGGAGAAACAAUAGUGGUGAGAGUGGAUGGAUUUGACAGUGUAGUUAGUAAUGGAGUCCCCUUUGAGCAAGAGGAAUCCGGCGAUAAGAUUAGCGGAUUUGGCAGCGACUCAACCUCUUCCUCAUCAGAAUAUGACAGGCUUCCCGGGGCUAGGGGUGCAUCACCCUCACUCCCACCAUGCCCACCACCACCCUGGGGAGAUGGGCAACGACCCCGGAGUGGCACUCACUCCAUUUGGACCCGAGCACAUGGCACAGACAAACGCUCUCAAACUUAGCCCCUCUCAGCACAUUCAGAGCCACCACGAAGCCCAGACCGCUGCAACGGCAGCAUCCUUCACUUCUGCUCAGACCACAGUAGGUUUCCCCGUGGCUCCUCACCCCCACUCAGGCUACUCUAGCAGCAGGGACUACAUCCUCAGGAGAGAACUCUCAGCCUCGGCUAUGCAUGCACUUGGCGACCAGCAUAGUUCAGCCUCCUCCCCUCAUCACCAUGGCAUGUUCAUCGCACCAACAGGUGCUUAUGGGCACGCCGAGACUGGUGCCCAUCCACUUUUCUCUGGACUCCACGACCAGGCAGCACCAGGUGCCCACCAUCACCAUCACCAUGCCCUCAACGGGCAGAUGCGUUUGGGUCUACCGGGGGACAUCUACGGCAGGCCAGAGCACUUCGUCCACAGGCCCGAGCACUAUGGACCCUCUUCUAUCCACAGCUACAACUCCAUGAACCUCAAUGUGAACAUCGCUUCUGCUCCUCACGGAGCCGCGGGGGCGUUUUUGAGAUACAUGAGGCAGCCCAUCAAGCAAGAGUUAAUCUGCAAAUGGAUUGAUCAAGAGCAAACUUCAAAGAAGCCCUGCUCCAAAACUUACAGCACCAUGCACGAGCUGGUCAACCAUGUCACGGUGGAGCACGUCGGGGGACCGGAGCAGAGCAGUCACGUCUGCUUCUGGGAGGAAUGUCCACGCGAGGGGAAAGCUUUUAAGGCGAAGUACAAACUAAUAAACCACAUCCGAGUUCACACGGGAGAGAAACCCUUCCCUUGUCCUUUCCCCGGCUGUGGGAAAGUGUUCGCUCGCUCUGAGAAUCUAAAGAUUCAUAAAAGGACACACACAGGAGAGAAGCCUUUCAAGUGCGAGUUUGACGGCUGCGACAGGAAAUUCGCCAACAGCAGUGACCGGAAGAAGCACUCCCACGUCCACACGAGUGACAAGCCUUACUACUGCAAAGUCCGAGGCUGUGACAAGUCCUACACGCACCCCAGUUCGUUGCGGAAGCACAUGAAAGUCCAUUGCAAGUCGCCUCCGCCCCCUUCCGCCAACGCUUCGUACCAUUCCUCUACAAACCUUCUCAGCGCGCCCCUUUCGCCCGCCUCCGAACCGCACAGGAACCGGUCAGCAAAUCUCUCGCCUCAGGUUACCAACCUUAAUGAGUGGUACGUGUGCCAGGGGAGCGGGGGACCCAACCAUCUCCACACCCCAUCCAGCAAUGUGCCAACAACGGACUCGGAAGAGGAGGACACUUUCAGAAAUUCAGACCCAAGGACAAUGCUCUAAUGUUUACAAACAGAAGAAAAAUAAUUCCCCAAAUUGUCUCUCAAAUGUGUAUAUGUGUAGUAGCCUAACGCUUCGAACACACCGACAGUGUCUUUGCUUAAAAUAAGACGCAGCAUCAUCUGGAUACGUAUGCAACAACAGUUCAACAAUCACCUUCUGCUACCAUUACUGUCAAGCUAGAACGCAUACAGUUUGACCCAUACGUUCGACAAAUCCACGUAUGCACCACACCGAACGCACUGCAACUGCCUCUGCGACGCAAUGCUUAAAGCAAACGCAGCGUUUCAUUGGAAAUGAAUGUAACUCUGUUGUACCAAAAUGCAAUGACACUGUCAGUGUGAUCGAAGCGUAAGACCUAAUAAGUGCAUGAGGACUGUACUGGCUGUAAGCAUAUCAAUUGGACUUUGUGAAGCAAGAAAUAAGCGCUGCGGAUGUCAGAUGAUGAAUAACAACAACUGCCUUUAAAA
Molecule: messenger RNA, 2150 nt
Organism: Salvelinus sp. IW2-2015
Lineage: Eukaryota; Metazoa; Chordata; Actinopteri; Salmoniformes; Salmonidae
Product: zinc finger protein ZIC 5-like
Biological process (GO): regulation of transcription by RNA polymerase II
Cellular component (GO): nucleus
Molecular function (GO): RNA polymerase II cis-regulatory region sequence-specific DNA binding; DNA-binding transcription factor activity, RNA polymerase II-specific
Source: RefSeq, a predicted model, not a curated record